Molecule: messenger RNA, 5574 nt
Organism: Hemisphaericaspora subhashii
Lineage: Eukaryota; Fungi; Ascomycota; Pichiomycetes; Serinales; Debaryomycetaceae
Exons: 1
Coding region: 1-5574 (1857 amino acids)
Biological process (GO): nuclear pore organization
Cellular component (GO): nuclear pore; nuclear pore inner ring
Molecular function (GO): structural constituent of nuclear pore
Source: RefSeq, a predicted model, not a curated record
AUGAGUGAUUUCCUAAAUUGGUCAUCUGAUGCUUUUGCAGACAUUUACAAUUCCAUCAAAUUUCAAAACGAUAUUGAUGCCACUACGACCGUCACAAAACCAAUAACAAACGAUCUUAUACAUGUCCUCACAACACCCACUCCGCUGGACAAAUCCCUCAAUACAUUGACCAACGAAUCUAAACCUAUUACAUUUCCCAAUGGUACAGAAGUUAAGUUGAACCAAGCAUUUAUUGAAGUAAGCGUAAUUCUUGCGAACGAAUUAGAAUUAGAUGAAUUGAAUUCAGCAGAAUUGUUAUACCAUUCGAAUGACGUUAGUUACAAGAGAGGAACUUCACUUGGAGAUAGUGCAAGAUUAGCUUAUUAUGCUAGACAGGAAUAUAUUUUGAAUAUAUUGGGACACUUGAUAUCACAUAAACGUCUAGAUUCAAUUUGUACAAGUGAAGCAGACUAUAACAAAUUGUUUGACAAUAUUGUAAAGAGUUUUGAAAAAGUUUAUAAAUUGAUCCUUAAUCUUAAUAAUAUGAUUGAUAAACAGAAAGUAACUAGCAAUAUAAACAGUCUUGCAUUUAUAAGUUCAAUUAACUUUUCCAGAAGCCAAUUAUUUUCAAGUCAUGAAUUAUUGGGACUGCUUUUGUUCGGAUUAAUGGAUAAUUAUUUCGAAAAGUUUGGCAAAUUGGAGAAUUACAAGAGAAUAAUUUCUCUUAUACUGAAUAAUGUUAACGAUGACGACAUCUUAGUUGUACACUUCUUACCAGGGGUCUUGCAAUUAUUCACCAAACUUAUGGAAGCCGUAGGAAAUGACCAAAUAGUAGACCAAUUCCAUAAGCACAUAGUUUCCACAAUAUCAACAGAUUAUUCCGUGAUUUCCAAUGAAGCUGAGACCAUUGACUUAUCCAAGUCCAAGAUUAGUGGAUUUGAAGUGGUCACCAGUUUAGUUUUCCUCACUCAGUUUAUUUAUUGGUGUAAAGAACUGGGCAAUAGAACGGCGAAAUAUGAUUUCAAAGAAAACAUUUUAAAAUAUAUGGAGUGGUUGAUUAGUUAUGGAGCAAUGGAAAGAAUUUUAUGUUAUUGUGCGGAAACAAGUCAUAUAGAAACUCAAAAAUUGUUCGAAUGGUCAAAUAUUUAUGAUUUUAGAGCAUUGUUACAAAAGAACUUCCCUAAACUUGUUGCAUCUAAGUUCCAGUAUCCAGGAGGUCAAGAAUUAUUAUAUGCAUCUAACAUGAAACCUGGAUUUGAAAAUGUCCCAAGACUAGUAGAUGUCACAUUCUUGAAGUUAAACAAAGAUUUAAACGAAACAUUAAUCUCCCCAUUUUUUCAACGGUUCUUUAGUAUGUUUAUAUCCAAUGCUGCCAUUAUUUUAACUCUGUUAAGAGAUUCCGAAGAAGAUUUUGUAUUGUCGUCAAUUAAUAGAAAAGAAGAAGAAGAUAAUGAAAAAGAAGACAAUGGUAACGAAUCUCCUAGGAAAUCUGAUAAGCAAAUUGGAUUAAAUUUAGAUGAAGUUGCCCAAAGAGCAGAUUUAGAAAGAUUUUAUUUAGCGUUUGCAUACACUUGCAACAAUCGUCCAGAAUUGUGCUCUCUCUUCUGGAGUGAUGACGCAUUUACCAAUGAUGUCGUUGGAUUCAUUUCUUGGGGUUUGGCAAACAACACAUCUCCUUUGAUAACAGCCACAUUUUGUUUGUUUUUAGGAUCAUUGGCAUCUGGAGGAAGUGAUGCAGCUGCCAGAAUUUGGGAAAUCCUUGUCAGUAACAACUAUACAACGAUGAAGAAGAAUGAUUAUUCUAAAAUUUCUGUUGAUUCCUUGGUUGAUUCUUUGAACUAUUAUAUUGAUUCCUUAAAUGAGAGCUUUGAGCAAGAUUUGAAUGAGCAAUUGAAGUUAGUCCAAAAGAAGCAUGAAUUCUUGUUUACUAGUAAUCCAACAAAGCAAGAUUCAGAAGAUCCAAGUAAUAACAGAGUUGUAAUUGCGUUAGCCGAAGAUUCAGUAGUUUUCGUUUCUGGAUUUAUCCAAUUAAUUUCGGCCAUCGUGAAAAACUUAUCCGCAAGCAAUGAUAGAUGUAAAGAAAUUAAGCAAAUUGCGUAUAAUAGAUUUUCGCCAAUAAUUAGAGGGUUCUUGAAAUUUGAUAAUUUGAUAAAUGGUGGAAAGAUCUUAUCAGUUGAUGUUAACUUUCAAAAUGCCAAUAAUGCUAAGUUUGUCGAUCUCCCAAAUAUAUUUGUAAGUGACGAAUCUCGUAUUACAUUAACAAACCUAAUUUUGAAUUUGUUGGGAGAUUUCGUCAACAACGACGAUGAUCCAUAUAUAAGGUAUGAAAUCUGGAGAUUAUUGGAUCGUUGGGUUUAUCAUGGCUUGCACGAUUUACCUGAAAAUUCACCUAUCUCAAAUCAAGGAAAUGAUCCAUUUGGAAGACAAAUCACACCAAGAAAGAAAUAUAUCAGCAAACGAAAUGUUAGAAUAAAUCAAGCAUUUACAACAAAUUUGACUCACUUGAGUCAGAUUGCCAACUUUACUGUAUUAGUCAAGAGAUUAUUAACGCCAUUCCACAAUGCAAAUCAAGCUUUUACGAAGUAUUCACUUUUGUAUCCAUGUGAUUUAGGAUUUGGAUAUAGAUUCAAUAAUCAAAUUGGGAUUUGGCCAUAUAUUGAGUUUUUAAUGUUGGAAGUUUUUGCCAAGUCCAACGACAUUGUUAACGCAAGAGAUAGAGAAGUCUUGCAAUUAACAAUUAUGCAACUAGCAAGUAAUUCAAUUGGAGAAAUUGAUUGGAAAUUUUUGAACGACGUUGCACCGAAUCUUCUUCGUGAAAUGAAGAAUUUUGACUCGAUUUUUGAUUCGCUUACUGGAAUUCAAAUGGAUUAUAAUAGUUUUGUCAAAUCACACCACUCUUUAGCGGUAUUGAAUUAUUUAUUUGAAAAUAAGGCGUUUAAUGCUUUGUUCAAAGUGGUAAACAUUGGUGUUGAUGCUGUCAAUGCAUCAGAUUUAUGUGCUGAAUUACUUGCUUCAACCUUGAAUGUCAUUGAUAAAUUAUUGGAAAUCCAAGAAACAUUCUUAAAAAGAUUAUUACCUAUUUUGAAAAAUAAACAUACAGUUGAACCUCAACCUCAAAGAAAUACAUUGGGAAUAAAUACCAGCAUGAGUCUUAUUUUGACUGCUCCAAGAAAUAUAUUUGAUUCAAUAUAUUUACCUACAAAUAUUGGGUCCCACGGGGUCAGUGAUUUCUAUGAAGUGUUAUUGUUCCAUUUAUCAACAGUGGCACAUUUUGCAUUAUAUGUUGGAAGUACUAAUGGGAUUGCCAAUAUUGCUGUUGACAUUUUACAAAAGAUUGAUGGGUCGAAAUUUUUCCGUUCACGUCAAGUUGCCCAUUCUAUUGAUCCAUUGUUGCAAAAUAAUAGGUUGUUGACUACAUUUGAAAGUAUAGAUGAAUCAUUAAAGAUAAAGCACGCUUUCAUUGAUAAAUUUGAAGCAUUUGAAGAUGAUUUAAUUAUCAAAUAUAAGAUUUUAAGAUUUUUGAUGGCUAAUUUGAAUCAAUCAAAUGGAAAAGUAGCAACAGUGGCACAUUUUUUGCUAGGAUAUGAAGUUAGAGGUGAUAAUCUAGAUCUUGAUGACGAAAACAAACGCAAUGUUCUUUUGAGAACUUUGUUAAAUACCUUGAUUGCAAGUCUUGAUUUGAUUACAGAAAUUGAUUAUUCGAAUGGUAUAAAUCAUGUUGUUGAUGUUGGUCCUGCAAAACUUUCUUCAUUAAUAUUGGAAAUUUUAAUCAAAUUAUGUCGUGAUCCUAUUUCUUCAUUGAUUACAUUGAAAUUACUACGUGACUAUGACAACUUUUUUGAAACAUUAAUCAAUUAUCAACCAAAACUUGAUUUAAGUACUAUCUGGUGUGGCAAUCAAUUUAAUGGAGAUUUACAAACUGAAGUAUCCAAUUCGUUUAUUGAAUCAUCUUUGAGUACUCAAGCUUUCUUUGCAUUUAUAAAUCAAAGAAGUUUAAUAUUGCAAUAUUUAUCAUUAGAGUUUCAUCACAUUAAAUCAAUUACCAAAAAGGAAUACUAUAUUGAGUUGUUGAUUAAGAAUAGAGAUUUUUUGAAUCGUGCACUUAAGAUAUUAAGUUUCUUGGACGUUUUAAACUAUUCAUUCAAGAAUUUUGAAAUUCAUAAAUAUGAAUCUUUGGAUAAGAAAUUUAAUAUGGCGCUUAUAUUGGAAGAAGUAAAGAAGUCAAAAAGUGAAGAAUUGGAUUUAUCUACAUUAGAUAGUGUUUUCAGAAUAAUGUGUCAAGGUUCAAGUUUGGCCACUCCUGAAGCUAAACAAUCAUUCUCGAAUGAAAUUAUGGUUGAAGGAAAUAGAAUAAGUGAAUUUGUCACCAAAUAUUUAGUUUCCGAUGCUUUAAAAGAAGUUCAAUUGAAAUGUUUACAUUCUUGGUGUCAAUUGAUUGAAAUUUUGAUUACUGAUUCUGGAUUAAAAUCACCCGAUUUUAUUUUGGAAGUUUUGAAUGUUAUCCUUCCAAGAACUAAUGAUUAUUUGGAAUCAGAUAUGUUAUUUUCCGAAGAGAUGAUUUCGUUAUGUGUAUUGUUAUUUGAUCUUUAUGAUAAACAGUUUUUAAGUGUAACUACAGGGGAAGAUUUCGCCCUUGGAAUGGAAAGAUUAAUUCCAUUAUUCCAAACAUGUGUUGCUGGUAUUUUGAAUUCAAAUUCAACUCCUCAUUUAAGGUCUGAUUUGUAUGUUCUUUCCAACAAGUUUUUGAUGAAGGUGUUCAGUAAUGAUUCGUUCUUACAAGAAAUGAUCAGGAUUAUAAAAUCAAUCGAUAAGAAAUUUGUGAAGGUUAUCUGUAAUGAUGCUAUCUAUUCAGAAGGUCCUUCAAGAAUCACAUCUACUUUAUUAUUGGAGUCAUUGAUCCAUUUAGGUUCAUUAGCAAAAGUUAAUUUCAUUUUGGAAGCAUUAGUUAAGAAUAAUUCGUUGUUGUUAUUAGUUAGAUCCAUUAAAAGAACCGAUCAAAUUAUCAAGUUAUGUACUGAAAAGAAUUCCAAGAUUACAUUAGAUAAUUUAAUAUUUGAAUUGACUGCAUUUAGAGCUACCUUAUAUCUUUUAAUCCGAGUUUCACAAGCAAAGAAUGGUGCAUUACAAUUAAUCCAAAGUGAAUUAUUUUCAUUAUUAAAACAAUCAAAUUUCUUAAGUAUUGAUCCUGAUUUAGGAUUAAAUUUACAAAUUGAUGAAUAUCAAGAUUAUAAGAAUAUUAAAAUCAAUGUUUUGUUGGAUACACCACUUUCAUUAACUGAUUUAAUGGAUAUUAAAAAUAUUAGAAAUGAAAAUACAAUUUCUUAUUUUGAAUUUUUGAUUCCAAUUUUCCAAUUAGUAAGUACGGUAUUAUUAGCAAUGGGUCCAAAUUAUAAACCUGGGAUUAUACAAGCUAAAGAAUUGAUGAAGAAUUUUGAUCGGUUAAUUGUUGGAGUUAUGAAGCGUGAACUUUUGAUUGAGAAUAAACAAAUAGAACAAGGAAUUUAUAAGGACGAUAGUUUACCAUUGUAUGAGUUAAAGGAGUCGGUAAAAUUAAUAACUUUGAUUGAUUCACUUGUAAACGCUGAAAGACAAUAA